Giardia duodenalis is the source of this 2907-nucleotide messenger RNA. RefSeq lists its product as uncharacterized. NCBI's taxonomy places the organism in Eukaryota, Fornicata, Diplomonadida, Hexamitidae. The transcript has a single exon. The coding region runs from base 1 to 2907 and encodes 968 amino acids. The record is from RefSeq and is a predicted model, not a curated record.
AUGUCUAGACCCCUGACCUCUCUUCGUGCACACUCCGGAAGCACCUUUCAGCAUUCGGCGGACUUGCGUAACGAGCUCGAAGAGGCCAUUCUCGCAUAUACACAUGGAUACGCCGACAAUCUUCGCCAGUUUUUCUUGCAGAAUGAUAAGGCCAAGACGGGGCAGCUCUCUGACAUUCUGUUCCGCCGGGCGCUUCGCUCCAUUGGUAUCCACGGACCAGUUGAGCUGCUUAAUCGUGCAAUAGAAGAGGCCACUGACCUUAAGAGUGGACUAAUAGAUUAUGAGGCGUUUUUGGGGCUCUUUGCGUUUAAGGGCGACAUACCCCCCGAGGCUGAACGAGGAACAUCAACCAUUGUUCAUAGCCGAUACGUGGGUAAUUACGCAGAGCUUGACUCUCAGAAAAGCAAGAGACCUUCCUCGCGUUCAGCCACAAAUCAGAGACAGCAUCAUGACGAACCCCUCAACCUUGCUGAUGUUGAAGGUGAUCCUCUACCUCAGGAGGAAGUGAUUGCCGGCGCACCCUCGAGCAGAAGCACGUUUAAUCUGCAGGAGGAGAUGCGCAAGGCAGCGGAUGACUUAAAGCGCAUGCAAUCCGAAACAAAUACAGAAUUUCAAGUUGGAUUGAAGCUCAUUGCGACCCAAGUACUUCAAAAGGGCUCUUGUGUUAAGGUUUUCCGAACGAAAUUUGACAGAAACCACAAGGGAAAUAUAGGGGUCCAAGACUUCCUUCUGGGUGUUCGAUACCUAGGGAUACCAUCUGAUCUGAUUAGCAAUGAUGAUCUCGUCGAAAUUUUCCAAUCGUACUGCACAGAGGACGGCUCCAUCUCGGUCAUUGAGUUUGAGGCUAUGGUGAACGCCGGUGAAGACACCAAGGACGUUACCCGGACUAUGCACGAUCGUCAAGCAAGGUCCACCAGAGACCCGACCCAUGAUGUGGCUCUUCUGCUGGAGGAAGCCCAGACUGUUAGUGCAAGUGGGAUCUCAGGUGAAAGGAAACCCUUACGUCGCACUCAGGGCACUCCAGGAAGGAAUCUAACUGUUUCCAAUCUUGCCACAAACCAGGGAUCUGAUCCUGCUUGCUCCUCAGCGCCUAGUGUUGCUGCAAGCACAACUAACCGACCAUCUAAGUAUAGUGAUGAGGAAAUAGUAGGAACGCUCAAGCGAAAAAUUGCAUUGAUAUGCUCUAACAAAUACUCCUCUUUUGGUGAUUGCAUGGCUGAUGCCCAAGACUACAACAGAAAAAUUACACCAGACUCGCUGCGCAGGUUUGUUAGCUCUCAGGUGCCAAAUUUAGAUAAGAGAUACGUCAAUCUACUCGUCUCAUACCUGUGCACACAGGAGAAUCUCAGACAGAGUGCAAAUUCGCUUGGGAUAAGCAUAGCGGAAAUACAGCAGAGCCAGGUGGGAGCAUCUAGCAUGCCGGAACCAGCCUACAUAUCGGCAGUAGUUUUCAAUGACCUUUACAAGCUUCCUACCGCUACAGACGGCGGGAAGAGACGCAUAGAUGAUGCUAUCUGGACAUGCAUCACAACAGAGGCCAAUCUGAGUAACAUGGCUCUUUCUAAGGCAGAGCUUAUGGCCAUAUCUGUUAACAACCAGAGGUCGCAGGGGCUAUACACUGAUGACCCCCCUACGCCCUGUGAGCUCCAGACCCAUGCUUCGGUGUUUGGUAACCUGAACAUGGCUGAGGGCCGCCAGGGUGGGUCUCAGGGUGCCGCCAUGGCCCAGGAGAUCGCGCAGCAUCAGCGCCACACUAAGUCUGGAAAUUACUUUGAUACCACCGCGGCCCAAAAUGAUGACAUCACGUCCUACGUCAACUGCAGUAAUGUCAAUAUUGCGAACCCCGACACCCCCUCUACUCGCCGUCUCAGACAGUCUGGUCGUCAAGCCGAGCUUCUAACAAGCCAGCUCCAGAACCCCGCCUCGUCUACUCAGGCAGAGCGCGCCAGCGAGAUAAUACGUACUAAAAGACAGCUCCUUGAGGCAAUGAACAAUAAGCGGAGCGCACUGGCAGAGGCCUUAAUCAUGGCAGCAGAUCGAGCGACAGAUCCAAUAUCAUUCAGAAACUAUCUCAAGGACUUUACUCAGGAGUCUCUGACUAAUAACCAAAUACAAUGCAUUCUUGAGGGCUCUCUGGAUUCUAACGGCAAGAUCCAAAAGGAGAUCAUACUCAAGACUAUGGGCCUCGAUAACGAGUUUAUAGCAUAUGCAGAUUCCGGUUUGGAGAGUUCGAAGCUGAAGAACGAUCGUGUUUCUGACAGUAUGGUGUGCAUCUCGGCCGUUCGCGAGCAAAUGAAUGCUUCGAUAAGCGGAGCGCCACGCGAUAUGAUCUCAUCCAAGCGUGCCAUGCAGGCCAGACAAAAGCAGGAGUCAUCUAUAAUGAGGCAGCUGUCGUCUGCAGACCUAGAUCUUAUCAAACCUCGUACUCCAAACAUGAGCACAGUGGCAAAGCAUCAGGAUAGCUCUGCACUCGCCAAGGUUGUAUUCGACGUAGAGAAGAAUAUCACUGAGGAUUAUGAGGGCUGCCUAGCAGAAGCUACCGAGGCCAUUGUUGGGGGACACAGAAGGCGCCACCUUGGCGGUGACCUCAAUAAGAAGGACAACUUGGUUAUGAGCAAUGGAGGAGUAUACUCACUGCGAGACAGACAACUAGAAGAAGCAGAAGCAAACACCCGACGAAUCAAGAACACCCAAAGGUCUGUCAUGGAGCACUCCACCCCCGCCGAUGCUAUUCCACGACGUGGACGCGGGUGCAAUCAGGCUGUAUCGCAGCUAAGCAGCACAAUUGGUAACACACUUAAACAAAUUGAUGAAGAAUAUCUUGUAGAUUAUCAAUCUGGCCAAAUUGAUGAAACUGCCCCUGCUGAAGGAGGAAGUGUCCCGAAACCAGUUGCCUUUGAGGUUUGA